GUCGAACCAUCUCCGUGCGGCUAGAAAUUCAACAUCUGGACGCGAUCAUCUACGCGGGCAGCCAAGCUCGUCUGCACGGGAGACGAGUGGAUCUCUGGCUCCUACUACACUUGGAAGGCGUAGAAACUUCGAAUACAUUGCCUCGGUCAGUCGAAGCAGCGGCCUUGAGAGAGACGGAGAUGCGUCAGGCUGAAAGACCAUAAAAUACAAGAGGAGUAUCAUAUCUUUGUAGAGGAAAAGUUGGAUAAAUUUUGGAAGAAGUACUCCGAAGACAUCGAUUGCCAUGUCUCUCGCGUUCAAAAAGAGAGGACUGAGGUACAAGAUAAUCUGCUCAUAUUGUUCCGAAAACUAAGAGAAGGGAUCUUCUCGUCGCGCCGGAAAGAUUUAUUUGCGAUACAAGGUGUGUAUCAAUUUUACUGGUAUUCACUGUCACUUAGUCUGUCAAAUCUCUAGUCUACGAAACAUCGCUCUACUUGUCAGUGAUAUUCUCCUCUUGGGAUCAGACGACAUCUAUCCUCUCGCAUCUCCUUCCUGACCUCUAUGCAUCUAUGCCCUCUCUCGCCUCGGCGUCAUCACCCACUCACCACACCACAAUGGUCUUAGCUCUCCUUCAUAAGCUCAAUGCUUCAUAUCCUUCUCAACGUGCUUUCCUCGAGCUUUUGAACGACCCUAUCCCGUCUGCACCCUGGAUCAGGCUCUCGGCGACGAUGAACGCAUGGGCUCACAAUGUCGCUCGUUGUCUACGCAGGAACGACUACCUCACAUUCAACGAACUCACGCGGCGGACUGCCAUUCCCCGACUGUCGUGUUCUUCGAAGUCAGAUUCAUCUUCACACAUAUCAGCCACACCUGAUCUCGCGAAGAAGGCAUUGUAUACCCUCCUCGAGAGCCUGCGCUUUAAAGCUCGCAUCUCGGCGUGGCGUGUGCUCCGCAGCGCAUACCCACAAUUUGCGUUGCCUGUGGGCGAUACUCGUACAUGGCUCUCACGCACGCUGCUGCUCGAUCACGAAAUUGUAACAAGCAGCGAAGGGAAGAAUGGUCAGGAAGGGGCGGAAAAGCUCACUAAAUCAGAGCUAGAGCUCUGGUUUACGGAACGGGAAAAGCUCCGAGAAGUUGGGAGGAAGGACGGAUUCGAAGGAAGGUGGGUGGUCGAGAUAAAGAGAUAGUACGUGUUUGGAUCUUUCAUAUCUCAACUCAUGUAUUAUAUGGGAAUCGUGCUGUACCAUCGUACCAAGUUGCGAUAUGUGUAAGGGAGACUCGAAGCAGGACGGAAGAAUACAUUAAAGAACUACAACAACC
Messenger RNA from Heterobasidion irregulare TC 32-1, 1299 nucleotides. RefSeq lists its product as uncharacterized. The transcript is spliced from 4 exons. The record is from RefSeq and is a predicted model, not a curated record. NCBI's taxonomy places the organism in Eukaryota, Fungi, Basidiomycota, Agaricomycetes, Russulales, Bondarzewiaceae. The coding region runs from base 549 to 1166 and encodes 205 amino acids.